This is a messenger RNA of Calliphora vicina (urban bluebottle blowfly), 1320 nucleotides long. RefSeq names its product Gustatory receptor 28b (gene Gr28b). NCBI's taxonomy places the organism in Eukaryota, Metazoa, Arthropoda, Insecta, Diptera, Calliphoridae. The record is from RefSeq and is a predicted model, not a curated record. Gene Ontology annotation, cellular component: dendrite; membrane; axon. The coding region runs from base 1 to 1320 and encodes 439 amino acids. Gene Ontology annotation, biological process: male courtship behavior; sensory perception of taste; chemosensory behavior. The transcript has 4 exons.
AUGAAAACGAUUUGUCACGAAUUUUUCAAACCCAAAGAUUCUUAUGCCGCCGAAAAAACUCUACUGGCCAUCACCUUCGUAUUGGGUCUCACACCGCUGCGCGUUGUAGGAGCCCAUGGCAAACGCAGAAUGUCCAUAUCCCAUUUGGGCUACGGCAUCACUAUAAUGCAGGGCAUAUUUUUUGUCUAUUGCUUUUUGCAUUCGUUUCUAGUGGAUGAAUCUAUAGUGGGUUUCUUUUUCAAAACGGAAAUUUCGAAAAUCGGUGAUAUUUUACAAAAGUUUAUCGGUCUUAGCGGAAUGCUUAUAUUAUUUGGCGUGAGUUUGCGUAAAAGUCGUGACAUGAUCAAUAUGUAUCAUACGGUGGCUGUUAUAGAUGCCAGAUUUUUAAAUUUAGGCGUGGAGUUCAAUUAUUGUUACAUUAUGAAAUUUCGUCAUUCGAAAUUGGUGAUGGUGACGAUAGUUUGUUCGGCCUAUUUGUCCAGUAGUCUGUGGAUGUUGUUUCAUAAUCAAAUAUGGCCAUCGUUUCAAGCGGUUGUUGCGUUUUUUGUACCGCAUAUCUUCUUGAUGUGUGUGGUGGUUUUGAAUGUUUCGUUUGUUAUGCGCUUUUGGCAACAUUUCGAUUUGUUGAAUAAGGUCCUCAAAAACCUUUGCCAUCAAUGGGAUACACGCAGCAUCAAAACAAUUACACACAAACAACGUUCACUCCAAUGCCUGGACUCAUUUUCCAUGUACACCAUCGUUUCAAAAAAUCCCGCUGAAAUUAUACAAGAAUCCAUGGAAAUACAUCAGCUGAUAUGUGAGGCAGCCUCCACAGCCAAUAAAUAUUUCACCUAUCAAUUGCUAACAAUCAUUUCGAUUGCCUUCUUAAUCAUUGUAUUUGAUGCCUACUACGUGCUGGAGACACUGUUGGGAAAAUCCAAAAGGGAAAGUAAAUUUAAGACCGUGGAAUUUGUGACAUUCUUUUCGUGUCAGAUGAUAUUGUAUUUGAUAGCGAUAAUAUCAAUUGUGGAGGGCAGUAAUAGAGCUAUUAAGAAGAGCGAAAAAACUGGUGGCAUUGUUCAUGCCUUAUUGAAUAAAGCCAAAAGUGCCGAUGUUAAGGAGAAACUUCAGCAAUUUUCCAUGCAAUUAAUGCAUUUGAAAAUUAAUUUUACAGCAGCUGGUUUAUUUAAUAUUGAUCGCACUUUAUAUUUUACGAUAAGCGGCGCUUUAACUACUUAUUUAAUAAUUUUGUUACAAUUCACCUCUAAUUCACCACCAGCGGUCACACAAAAUGGUUGCGAACCAGCACUUAAUGUCACAGCAAAUCAUACGCAAACCUAA